GCAAACGGUUCUUUCUCGGUGGAACAUCGCGUCCGAGCGACACCUCCGUCCCUGCUGCACUCACCCUUACUCACUUACACCAAGUGCCAUGGAGGAAUCGAGUAGUUGACGUUUCCUGUUGCAACCUUCUCUUUUUAAGCUUUCUUCCCGUCUGAUCAUUCCGAUCCAGAAUCAAGUUUUGACGCUUUGAAUUCUCAGUUUACGAGCUCUGACCAUCCAGAACCAUGAAGUACAUCAUCGGCAUCGGCGGCGUUACCAACGGAGGGAAAACCACCCUCACCAACAGACUGAUCAAGAACCUGCCCAACUGUUGUGUGGUCCACCAGGAUGACUUCUUCAAGCCCCAAGAUCAGAUUGAAGUUGGUGAAGAUGGCUUUAAGCAGUACGAUGUCAUCACUGCUCUGGACAUGGACGCCAUGAUGAGCACAAUCUAUGCAUGGUUGGAGAACCCAGUGAAGUUUGAGAAAUCUCAUGGCGUUAAUAACACCCUGGAUACUGAGAUCGUCCCAAAGUCUGACAAUAAGGAAGAGGAGGAGACUCACAUCCUUAUUGUGGAAGGCUUUCUGCUCUACACCUUUGAGCCUUUGAUCGACGUGUUGAACCAACGCUACUUUAUUUCCAUCCCGUACGAAGAAUGCAAAAAGAGGAGGUGCUCAAGGAACUACUCGGUGCCAGACCCCCCCGGCCUGUUUGAUGGUCAUGUCUGGCCCAUGUAUUUGAAACACAAAAACACUAUGGAGGGAUCAAAUGUUGACGUCUUGCAGCUAGAUGGAACCAAGUCGAAAGAACAGCUGUUCAACUUCGUCUACGGCGACAUCCUGAAUAACAUCCAGAAGACUUUUUAAAAACAAAGGUCAAAUGAUCGGCUAAAAGGAGCUCAUACUCAUCCUGCAAGCAGAAGACCAUCUUGCCUUAAGUCUCUACCUGGCAGCCCAUUUAUCUGACUGCUAUGAAUUCUUUUGUAAAUGUUUUUAACUGGCGGCAUCAGAUGCUGGCCUGAUUUUAUAUCAACCGUAUUUAUUGCUUUAUUACCGCCAACACUCCUCAGAGAGUCAAUGGAUUUGCCAGAGGAUGGUUGCACUUAGUUGCUUAAGUCAAUAAAUGAUCCUCCUACAAA
Molecule: messenger RNA, 1117 nt
Organism: Notolabrus celidotus (New Zealand spotty)
Lineage: Eukaryota; Metazoa; Chordata; Actinopteri; Labriformes; Labridae
Gene: mibp2
Product: muscle-specific beta 1 integrin binding protein 2
Exons: 8
Coding region: 225-845 (206 amino acids)
Cellular component (GO): cytoplasm
Source: RefSeq, a predicted model, not a curated record